Molecule: messenger RNA, 820 nt
Organism: Gamsiella multidivaricata
Lineage: Eukaryota; Fungi; Mortierellomycota; Mortierellomycetes; Mortierellales; Mortierellaceae
Exons: 3
Coding region: 136-789 (217 amino acids)
Source: RefSeq, a predicted model, not a curated record
GGUAGUCAGAGUUCCAUUUAUUAGAGACAAGUGAUGUCAAUACCAUGGUUACUUUUUAAAAACGCAUGCUCGGAAUCUGUCCAGUUACAUCUGAGCUUUGAAGGAUAAUUCCUCCAGCAAAACCACACUUGAGUAAUGCUUCAGCUCCGCGCAAGCACGCCCAUCUCGGAUGAUGUCGUUGAAGCACCGCUCGGUCUCCGGGAUUCUGCUGUAUGCCUGGAGAAACGCUGGCAGGUCGCGGUAGCUUGCGAACUCACAUUACGUCUUACCCUUGUGCGAGAUGUUGUAUGCCACAAAGAAACCGUGCCGAUUCAAAUCAGCCUGGUCAAACGCCCUUGCCUGUGGACUUCCAUUCUUCUGGACCGCCGAAAAGCACGACCUUUCUCCGCUACCAACAGGCACCCAUCCAUGGCGACGAACGCACUCACCCUAUUCUGUCUCGUCGACGGCGAGUCCACAGCUAACGCGUUCCCUGUCAAGGCCACAUCUGCAGCCUCUGUUGGCGAGCUCAAGGAGCUCAUCAAGGCCAAGAAGUCACCAGAGUAUGACGGCAUUGCUGCGGACAGGCUCACGCUCUGGCGAGCCACAAUCCUCGUUGACGAGAAUGCCGGGGACGAGAACAUCAUCACGCUCGAUGAUCUGGACGACAAGACGAAGCUAGGCAACCCAAGGACAUGCCUUUCCAAGCUGUUCCCUGAGAGCCCUGACGACAACACAUACAUCAUUGUGCAGCCACCCCCGCCAGCUCCUAAAAGAGACCGUGAAGAGGAUGUGGGUGAGUAUUAUUGAUCUUUUCUAACCACCUCUUGUCUUUUACUCA